AUGUGUUUUGGAUCAUCGCGUAGAGAGACAUCUAACUCUCUGCCCCCGCGGCCCGCAUACUACAGCCAUGGCGCCCACAGCCAGCACAAAUACAAGGUUGAUGAUGCAUAUAAGAAGAAGAACCAUCGCACACACCGAAGCACUUCUUCUUCUGCCGGAGCCGUGAUCGCAGGAACGAGUGGAGAUGGAGGUGGAGGUGGAGGUGGAGGUGGAGAUGGAGGUGGCGGUGGCGGUGGCGGUGGCGGGUGCUAG
Molecule: messenger RNA, 252 nt
Organism: Penicillium vulpinum
Lineage: Eukaryota; Fungi; Ascomycota; Eurotiomycetes; Eurotiales; Aspergillaceae
Exons: 1
Coding region: 1-252 (83 amino acids)
Source: RefSeq, a predicted model, not a curated record